This is a messenger RNA of Prorocentrum cordatum, 1855 nucleotides long. Lineage: Eukaryota; Dinophyceae; Prorocentrales; Prorocentraceae. The record is from the annotation of a GenBank genome assembly.
GGGGAGUAGCGCGCGAGUUCCAGUCGGCGCGCCGCCCGCAGCUGCUGACGAUCAAGCAGCGCCGCGCCAAGUCCAGUUUUCGAGCCUUGCAGUGGAUCCACCAGCGAUGCCGGGAGGUCGUCGCGCUGCUCCGUGCUGGCAGGCGCUUCGCGGCGCUGUCCGGCGGGGCCCUAGAGAUCCCCUUCGAUGUUUUUGUGCUGGUCAGGCUCGCUGGCAACCUCGACGCGUGGACGCAGGCCCUGAUCAUCUCCCUGUUUCGCAUCGCCCUUCAGUUUGGCCUGGUGUCGUGCCUGCGGCCGCGGGCGCUGCUCCUGGCUGGCCAGGCAUCGGCGUAUAUUUCCUCAUCGCAAGGGCAUGGCGGCAGGUUCGAGCUCAGUCACUUUCGGGAUUGCGUGCCGCAUGCCCCCAGUUGCCUCGACCUUCCCACCUGACCUGGGCCCCCCCUGGACGUCCAUAUUGGCGAUUUCAGCCUCGAUCACAGGGGCCCCCGUUUGUCCCGGCUUAUCGCGAUAACGCGGCAGGCAGUAGCGUAUCCAGUGGACCGCAUGGCCGCGGAGCUCAGCCUUCCGUUUGCCAUGGGCAAGUUUGCCAUGGUUGGCAACUCAGAGCUGCCCCCCCGACGCGCGACUGCCAGUUUAGGUGUUUGCGCGGGCCCCGGUGGAGGGCAGCCAGCAAUCAUCAAUCUUGAAGUAGAUUUUGCGCCAGGGAAGUCCCGUGCCCAGCCCAAGGCCCCAGUAAAGUGGAAGGCCAGAUGGCAAAAGCCAAGACCCGCUUGGUCAAAAUCUCAGGCCUCGCGGGGCCCUAGAAGAGGAAGGAGGCGAAGCUGGUCUUUUGUGGGGCGAAGCCCGGUCUGACCCGCGGAGAAGACAUCGCGGGCUGGUUCCCAGGAGAGAUCGAACAGCGCGGCGUCGCGGAGCUGCGGCUCGAUGUCUUUCCUCGGCAGGUGCCAGUUUGAAGCUGGCCUGGCCGUUGGAUCCAGACGAGGGCCCCCUCAGCCGCGCCUCAGCCGGCCUCGGUCGAUAUUGCAGAGAGCGGUGGGUGGCCGCCCGUGGCGUCCUGAGGGCCCGUGACGGCCUCUCCCCCUUGGAACUCAGCAGGGCCUUCGACAGUGCUAAGGACCGUUUGGAUUGCCUCCGCCAGGACUCCAGCUGGGCCAAGAAGCGCUUCGGAGUUCUCGGGGACACGGUCUGCUGGGCCCAGAUGGUUUCGCGGGUUUUUGUUCGCCCUGCGAGAGUGCGUCGGCCCAAUGGGCUGGAAAUGCCCCUCGCCGAGGCCCCGCCGCGCGCCGCCGGAGCUACCUUCCUGGAGGACCUCAGAGCCGCCCCUUUGUUGAAGCCUGUCGCCGACAGGGGGCGUCCUCUGGGCGACGCGGAGUUCUCGGAGCAGGAGCUUGAGAUCCAACCUUCGGGGCUCUGGGCUCACCCGCGCCGGACCUGCUGGGGGAGCCCGAGACGCCCCUUCCGUCGCGGGCACCUGGUCCGUCAGUCUCUUUGCGGCGGCUACGUGGCUUCAGCGAAGCUCCGCAGCUGGGGCUACCAGGCCUCGCCGUUGCGCAGCCUACGCGAGCGUGCCCGAGACGCGGCCUGGCACCGCGCAUGGGAGUGCAGCGCCAAGGAGCGUGCGCGGAGCCGGCGCGUGUGCUGGCCGACGUGCGCCGUCGUCUGCCGCUUCCUCCUCUGCCGAGCAGUGCCAGCGCAGCCCCUGCAGGGCAGGUGUGAGCCAUGGCUGCAAGGGGGGCCGCCGUCGGGGCAGUUCAGUGAGCCACUAGCGGUGCGGUCCCACCGUGUGCGCGGCGCGGUUGCAGGGGCGGGGGUGCAUGACGCACGAACCCCCACCCUUGUGAGGUCGCUCCAAG